AUGGAUGCCCCCCAUCCACCGGCGACUGGCGGAUGGUGUGUGCCUUUCCCGGGCGCCGACAGAUCCGUGGUGUAUCACACGCAGCGCCACCUACUGGCCUCCACGGGGAAGCGGCCCGUGCAAGUCAAGACCUACGUGCGCCUCGAGUCUAUCAUGGCCGCCAUCGGGCUCGUCUUCGGCGCUGUCAUGCUCUUCAUCAUGACCAGAAUUGGCUUCAUGCGAGAUUGGCUGCUGAAGUAUCCGUCGCAGUUCUCCCUGGGUUUCAUCACCCGCGAUGGUCCCAGCGAGGAGGUGAUGAACAACUCCUCCUUCGAAGUAGUGCUGCUGGGGGAGGGAUGGGCCGAAGGCGCUGAUCUCAAAACCAAGCCAAAUAAGAGGCUCGCUGCCAAGGUGUCGGGUGUCAACCCUGGCUACGGCGCCACGGUGGUAGCCCUGCUGUACUCCGCUAUCACGCUGCUUCGGCAACGGGACAGGAUGCCAGCGCAAAGCGGUGUGGUGACGACAGGAGUCGCGUUCAGGAACACGGACAUCAUAGAGCGGCUACACGAUAACCAUCUGCAUUUUGAAAUUAUUGACGACGAGAACUUGCAUUAACGACCUUCAAUAUUGAUGGCGUGGGUUGAAUACUGCUUAGUCAGGUUUUUAUUCAACCAAUAGUAACGUUUUACUUUAGAUAAUUUAUUCGUCUAGAUAGAUUGUGACAGCUGUGAAAACGUCGAAAUAAAAAGCGGCGUACUAUUUACGUCUAUUAUCAGCAACGUACGCACACUAAAACAAAGUGACACACACACACAUAGCUAGAGGUUCUAUCUAGACGUAUUCAUUAUCUAAGCAUUUUACAAUCAUAUAACAAAGAUUAUUGAAACUUUUAUUUAUACAUCUCCUCAACUUUUUUCGUCUAUCUAUCGCAUGCCGCUUGACAACCGGCCACGGAGUAAUAUCACAAAUUGAAUCAUUAAUUUCAACUACUGCUAUCAACUCAGGCGGGCCGAGUGGUCUAAGGCGCCAGUUGUAAGAUCUUAUUCCCGUGAGGAGUGUAAGUUCGGAUCCCCCACCUGGUUUGUUAUUACAAUGUUUUUUCAUUUUAUGAAUAAAUAAAGCAUAAUAUAAUAUUUAAAA
This is a messenger RNA of Leptidea sinapis, 1119 nucleotides long. RefSeq names its product saccharopine dehydrogenase-like oxidoreductase. Gene Ontology annotation, biological process: glycolipid biosynthetic process. The record is from RefSeq and is a predicted model, not a curated record. Gene Ontology annotation, cellular component: mitochondrion; lipid droplet; plasma membrane. NCBI's taxonomy places the organism in Eukaryota, Metazoa, Arthropoda, Insecta, Lepidoptera, Pieridae.